Messenger RNA from Homalodisca vitripennis (glassy-winged sharpshooter), 1041 nucleotides. RefSeq names its product putative gustatory receptor 2a. Gene Ontology annotation, cellular component: membrane; axon; neuronal cell body. Gene Ontology annotation, biological process: sensory perception of taste. The transcript is spliced from 6 exons. NCBI's taxonomy places the organism in Eukaryota, Metazoa, Arthropoda, Insecta, Hemiptera, Cicadellidae. The record is from RefSeq and is a predicted model, not a curated record. Bases 1 to 1041 code for a protein of 346 amino acids.
AUGGAAGACUCCGUUGAGCAGAUGUUAAUAAACAUCGGCAAUGACAGCUUCAGUGAAGAGGAUUCGGACAGUGAGAGCAGCGACAAUGAAGAGCAAGGACGCGGCAGUAACGUGAGUGACUUGGUGGCUCUGCAAAUUAUUGCAGCUUCCACAUUCUUCAGCGGCACGUGGAAGAACUCGAAAAUAGUGGACGUCUUUGGCACACUGGAUCGAAUCUACCGAGAUAUUCAGUGCAAGAACCGACAGGUUAAGACUCAAAUAAAGGUUACAGUAGUCUCCAUCGUCAUAACUUUACUGUUUAUAAUCAAAUUCGGACAAAUCAUGAUGGACGAUGCACAAGUUCUCUCGGUGAUGAAGCAUGCAACCUUCCUAUUGCUGGAGUGUACGCAUCUUACCUUUCUCUUCCACUUCACCCAUGUAACUCAAAGUAUUACAAUGGGUUUCAAGAUGGUUACUGACAAGAUGAGACAUCAGAUUAUCUGCAACAUAAUUGAACACACGGUGACUGAGCGUAGCCUGGCUGAUGUUGCCAUCUUUCAUACAACACGCACUACGGUAUCUAAGAUCAAGAAAAUGAAGUCUCUGAUGAACACCUACUGGAUGCUGUGUGACGCCGUACACCAGGCUAAUGACUUCUACUGCGAUCAGCUGAUGGCCGUUAUGUUCUCCUUAUUUGUCCACGUCACUAUCAAGUCCUACUUCUUCUUCUUGCACGUCAGAUCUAGCGAAGUGUUCGCCUUGACUAUAGAUGCAGUCUGGGUAAUGGUUCACAUCUGCUAUGGGAUUCUGGUUGUGAACUCAAGCACUGAAGUCACUAACUCGGCUGAGGAAACAUCUUUGAUGAUUUGCAAGUUGAUAAGCAAGGAUAUGAAUCAGAGCUUUAGGAACGAGCUGAAAGGGUUCCUGCGGCAAUCGCCUCACCACAACGCAAGAUUCUCUGCUCGUGGCUUUUUCAAGAUCCACAACGAAACAUUAAUAUCAAUGGCUGGAGCAGCGACGACUAACCUGGUGGUACUGAUCCAGUUCCAGGCCGAGAAAUAA